GCACAGGUCUCUCCAUCAUGUUCUGAAAUUAUCGUCCAUAUCUGAAGGACGUUUUGCUCAUUGCAUUUUUAUUCCAACCAAUAAGCGAGAAAACAACCACACAUAUAGCCUAUUGUUGAGCAAACCGAAUAUGUAUAUAAGAAAAUAAAAUUAAAACGCUAAAAUGGUAUGAGAUCCUCAUAGAAAUCAUUUGUAUGAUCAAACUUGUAAUUUCUACCUGAAAUAGAUUGGGUUUUCAUUUGCCCGUGUAUUAUCAAUAUGUACUUCCCCGUAAUCUGACACAGUUUCGUAAUAAAGGUCAUAUUCGGUACUAAUCUCUGUCUAUCACGUAUGUCUACAAUAAUCAAUAUGUACACACUGACGUCAUAGCAUACGAAUCCGUGGACGCGUUUCUGAAGCUGCGCGUAUCCGUCGCGUCCUGCGCGCACGCUCUGAGCUCAAGCCCCGCCCGCCGCUAAUUCACAAAAGACUCGCCGCCGUGCCGACCCAUCCUAUUGGCUGCGUCCGGAGCCACAGGAAGCGGCACGCAGCUCGCUGAUUGGCUGUAAAUCUCUUUGUGUGCGAUGCAGCUGGCGUCCGGGCUCCGUUUUGAAUGGUCUUGUAUUGGAAGGCGAAGGUGUCCAUGGGCAGCACACCAACAAAGGAGCCAGGAUGGUGUUAGUCCACGUCGGAUAUCUGGUUCUUCCCGUCUUCGGUUCCGUAAGAAGUAGAGGAGCACAUUUUAGCAGGCACCAGCAUACUCAUGCUACCUCCUGCCGGCAUUUUCACCUGGCUGCUACAGCGACGCCCCUGCCUGCCGAGUUCCCACCCCCUCCCCUCGCCCCGCCUCAGUACCAGGAAGUCCCGCCCCCUUUCCUACCUCAGGCCUUACAGCAGCAAUACCUCAUCCAGCAACAGUUACUGCAGCGCAGACGUACACAGGAGCGAGUCCCGCUGAACACGCUCAGGUUACGCCCAGGAUAUGAAUAUGUCCCGCCUCUUCACGUACCACAGCCAAUCCCACAGCAGCCCAGAUAUCUGGCGGAAGGCACAGACUGGGAUCUGAGUGUGGAUGCGGGUAUUCCUCAUCAGUACCCGCUGCAGCAGAUUCCUCAGCCGUACCAGCAUUACCUGGCAUCUCCCAGAAUGCAUCACAUCCCCAGGAGCAACGGAUCCACUCAUGUGGUUGUUCAUGAGAUAAGGAACUAUCCGUAUCCACAGCUCCACCUGCUGGCGCUCCAGAGCUUGAGUCCCGGUCGACACUCUUCUGCUGUUCGAGAGAGCUACGAGGAACUGCUGCAGUUAGAAGAUCGAUUGGGAAGCGUGAGUCGAGGGGCCGUGCAGACCACCAUAGAGAGAUUCACCUUCCCUCACAAAUACAAGAAGGUAAACACACACACACACACACACACACACACACACACACACACACAACCCUUUAACAACAACAAUGGCAGUAUCAUUCUAAAGCCCUAUUUGCACAGGAUUAUUAUAACCUGGGACAUCUAGUCAUUUGUAGUAAUUGUGGAGGUUGUCUGUCUGUUGUCUGUUUUGGCCGGGAGUCUCCCGUUUUGUUAUUUCUCCCAUAACAUGAUCGCGAACAGAGAGAGGGAAAUCCCAGAACGCGAUCGCGGGUCUCAAUAUCGCCAUACACCUUACAACUAUAUACACAAACUAUACGCAAAGCCUCGCCAUCAUAUCCGGCAAAUACGUCCGUAAAUUUUAGUAAAAUCACAGGCUUUACUUAUCCCGUGCGAAUGCGCCACAAGAAAUACAGAUGUGUGGAGGUCAUUUCUAAAUCACACGAGGUCCCCAGGCUAACCCGGAAGUGAGCGCCGCUCUGGUUCCCUUGACUGAAAGCCUAUGCAUUUUUCCCAUCGACUUUUGGAAGAUUGCAUAAAAUAAGCUCUGUGAUUAACAAAGGUUUAUGAUGUUUACACGUUUUGUCUGUCAAGAUAAUCUUUACAAAUUACCACAUUUGUUACUUUUUAAGCCGAAAUACAAUCGUCAGAAGUAAAAAGCUAACACGAUGCUAUCAACAGACUACACUUAAGGUCGCUCGAUAUCAACGUCACCACCACCAAGCCUCCGCAACUCUUU
Messenger RNA from Triplophysa rosa, 2079 nucleotides. It is a transcript of the gene ark2ca, whose product is annotated as arkadia (RNF111) C-terminal like ring finger ubiquitin ligase 2Ca. Gene Ontology annotation, molecular function: ubiquitin protein ligase activity. Lineage: Eukaryota; Metazoa; Chordata; Actinopteri; Cypriniformes; Nemacheilidae. The coding region runs from base 652 to 1488 and encodes 278 amino acids. The transcript has 6 exons. The record is from RefSeq and is a predicted model, not a curated record.